AUGAAGCCACAAAAAUCGCUCGAGUACCAGGAUUCAUCCCUAGAACCAGAGCCACCGUAUGAAAAACCGAAACGACAAUUUAGCGUAUCCAAGAAAAAAAAAAAAGAAAGGUCACUAAUAUACGAUGAUACACAUUGA
Acaulospora colombiana is the source of this 138-nucleotide messenger RNA. Lineage: Eukaryota; Fungi; Glomeromycota; Glomeromycetes; Diversisporales; Acaulosporaceae. The record is from the annotation of a GenBank genome assembly.